This is a messenger RNA of Salvia splendens (bonfire salvia), 550 nucleotides long. RefSeq names its product 40S ribosomal protein S27-2. The coding region runs from base 80 to 355 and encodes 91 amino acids. Gene Ontology annotation, cellular component: ribosome. Gene Ontology annotation, biological process: translation. Gene Ontology annotation, molecular function: structural constituent of ribosome. NCBI's taxonomy places the organism in Eukaryota, Viridiplantae, Streptophyta, Magnoliopsida, Lamiales, Lamiaceae. The transcript has 3 exons. The record is from RefSeq and is a predicted model, not a curated record.
GCCGUUUUAUCAAUCUCCUCCGCCUGGUCUUCAGCAAUCUCCUCCGCCUUGUCUUUGGCCGAAGAAGAAAGGGAAGAAAAUGGUCCUGCCGAACGACUACGAUCUGCUCAACCCACCGCCUUCUCUUGAGAAGAGCAAGCACAAGCUCAAGCGCCUAAUUCCAACGCCAAACUCUUUCUUUAUGGACGUCAAAUGCCCGGGCUGCUUCAACAUAAUGACGGUGUUCAGCCACUCGACGAUGGUGGUUAUGUGCAGCAACUGCCAGACGGUGUUGUGCCAGCCUACGGGUGGGCGCGCCAGGCUCACCGAGGGCUGCUCCUUCCGGCUGAAGGGCGAGUCAUCACCAUCAACGUGAUGAAAUGCGAGUAUAAAAAUUUGUUUUUUUGGUUAUUUGUUUGAAUUUCUUUUGAAUUUUGCUGGGAUUACUGUUAUUUUUCUUCCAAUUUAUAUCCAUUUUGAACUUGUUUUUUUUAGGGUUUAUUGGUUUCGGUGCUGUUGUUUGGUAACAGACUUAUAUAUUAUACCUAGUUUGCAUUUUUGAGAUUUAAAA